Molecule: messenger RNA, 13168 nt
Organism: Engraulis encrasicolus (European anchovy)
Lineage: Eukaryota; Metazoa; Chordata; Actinopteri; Clupeiformes; Engraulidae
Gene: eppk1
Product: epiplakin 1
Exons: 2
Coding region: 884-12700 (3938 amino acids)
Biological process (GO): intermediate filament bundle assembly; wound healing
Cellular component (GO): cytoskeleton; cell junction; membrane
Molecular function (GO): keratin filament binding; structural molecule activity
Source: RefSeq, a predicted model, not a curated record
CCAUCUCAAAAUUCUUGCAUUGUACAGAGCUAUGUUACUAUAAGGGAAUGAAUGAGUAUAUAGUAUGUUUUAAACUAGUUUUAUAGUACUGUCAGCUUGUUCAGUUGUUCUGUGUCAACAUGAAAAGCCACAAGACAUGCAGAAUUGUAGAUUGUUAAGAGACAUGCACCUGACCUGUGUCAUGUGAAGGUUGGUAGACACACACAAGGUAAAAAAAACCAAGUUAUAGCGCAGUUCAGUGCUCCCUUUACAAUCAACAAUGUAUUGUGCAAGGUCCGAGGUGUGCCUGUGCCAUAAAAGCCUAUCAGCAGCCCUAUCGAAGGUAGGUAGGCGAGCACACAAAGCACAUCUGUGUGUGUGCAGUCAUUCAUUCCACCACUCUCUCUCUCUCUCUGCACUUAGCCAGGGGAGUGUGAUUCUCUCCCUGUUGGUCUCUCAUUCGCUGUGUCUGAAGUGCUUGAUCCAAGCCAUGUGUGCAAAACAGGAAAAGUGUCUCUGUGUGUGUGUGUGGGUGGGUCGGGUGUGUGUGUAUACAUGCAGUGCAGGGGCGCCCACUGCAGUAGCAGAAAAGUCAGCCGGGACUUUCUCACCCCUCACCCCACCCCCCGGCUUGGUGCCGGAUGCCGGGAAUAUUGUGUCGCUCAGAGCUCCCUUUAACCCGACCUCCCUGCACACUCAGCUAUGCGAGGUUAUGACCACUCACUAUCUAUGAGCAAAGGAGCAUGGCAAGGCAGAGAGCAUGCUCUCGUCUGCCAAAAUACACACAGGCAUGCACUGGCAGAACAGAGCAGAGAUAUUGCAAAACGGAAUGUUUUUUUCUGUUUUUGGGUGACUUUUAUGGUCUCUGAGGCAAGCUGUUCCUGAAGUUACUAUUCUAUUCCUGAUGUUACAGAAAGGCAGCAAGAUGGCGUCCAGCUCCACGGAUACAUCAAAUGGCCAAUCAAGUAGUGCUGUGGCUGGUGUGUUCCUUGAAAAGACCAAAGAAACACUUACCAUUUAUGAAGCAAUGAAGAAACGCCUCCUGAAGCGAGAUAUAUGUCUAGCCCUCUUGCAAGCUCAAGCUGCCACAAUUGGCAUAGUUGACGUCAAAAAUAACAAGACGUUUUCAGUGCAGGAAGCUGUGCACAAAGGCAUAAUUGGCCCGGAGUUCAAAGAGAAACUCCUUGUCGCUGAAAAAGCCCUUAGAGGUUACGCAGAUCCAUACAACAAUGAACCCCUCUCGGUCUUUCAAGCCAUUCAGAAGGAUGUUCUUCCAGGCGAUGUCGGGGUGAGACUUCUUGAAGCUCAAGCAGUUACAGUAGGAAUAUAUGACCCUAUUCUGAAGACCCAUAUUUCAGAGCAGUCUGCUAGCGAGAGGGGUCACUAUGACCAGGUUCUUCUGAACAAUCAAACAGAGGUACUGAAAGUGUUUAGGGACCCAGUCUCUCAAGAAGAAGUCACCUACAAACAACUGCUUGAGAAGUGCAAGGUAGACCCUGAAACUGGCCUGUGCCUUCUACCCGUCUGCAUUACUUUCAAAGGCUUGCGAAGAGCAGUGUGUUCGGGAGAGCUCCUGGCAUCAAAAAUCAUUGAUGAGGAGACAUUUGACAACCUCCAAAAAGGCAAAACUACUGCCAACGAUGUGAUGCUCAUGGAGGGUGUGAAAGAGUACCUGGAUGGAAAAGGAAGCAUUGCUGGCGUGGCCCUGACAUCUUCUGGCGAUCGAAUGAGCAUCUACCAAGCUAUGAAAAAAGGCAUCAUCAUGCCUGGAACGGCACUAGUUCUUUUGGAGGCACAAGCUGCAACCGGUUUCUUGAUUGAUCCUGUGAAAAACGUUAAGUACAAUGUGGAUGAUGCUGUCCGAGAGAAGAUUGUUGGCCCAGAGUUUCAUUCCAAACUCCUUUCCGCUGAAAGGGCAGUGACUGGCUAUAAAGACCCGUACACUGGUGACACAAUAUCUUUAUUCCAGGCCCUUUCAAAGGAGCUGAUAAUAAAAGACCAUGGAAUCAGGCUGCUUGAAGCUCAGAUUGCAACAGGAGGUAUAAUAGAUCCAAUCAACAGCCAUAGACUGCCAGUGGACGUUGCGUACAAGAGGGGCCUAUUUGAUGAGGAAAUGAAUGCCAUUCUGGAGGACCCCAGUGAUGACACAAAGGGUUUCUUUGACCCAAACACAAAAGACAACCUGACCUACAUGCAGUUGAUGGAACGUAGUGUCAUUGACCCAGCCACUGGACUUUCCCUUUUGCCAAUCCAGAAAGGUGAAUCGGGUGUCUUAAAUUCCACAUUCAUACAGUACGAUGUCAAACUGACUUUUAAGAAAGUCAUGGUGACGAGCAACUAUGGCAGAUACAUGGGAAUAAAGACCUCACUCUGGGAACUACUGAUGUCAGAGUACCUGACUGAGAAGCAACGGACAGAUAUCAUUCAGCAGUACUGUGAGCGGAAACUCACAAUCGAGGUGAUCAUCAUAAGGGUGCAAGAGAUAAUUGAACAUUCAGUGAAGUCAACAAAUCUCACAUUUGAGGGAAUUAGAGAAACCGUCACAGCAGAGCAACUGGUGGAGGCUGACAUUAUUCCUGAAAAUGUUCUACAGGAAUUAAGCAAAGGCAAAACAACUGUCACCGAAAUCACUGAGCAGGAGGCAAUAAAAACGUACUUACAAGGAAAAUCCAGCAUCGCAGGGAUUUUGCUUCCAAACUCACAGAUAAUGUCCAUAUAUCAAGCUCAGCGAAAGGGGAAACUGAGACCGGGAACAAGUCUCAUUCUGCUUGAAGCUCAGGCAGCAACAGGUUUUGUCAUUGACCCCGUUUUGAACACCAAGCUCUCAGUGAACGAUGCAGUGGCAGCGAACGUAGUUGGGCGAGAGUUUCGUGCAAAGCUACUCUCUGCAGAAAGAGCAGUGACAGGCUACAAAGAUCCAAGCACUGGUAACACCAUCUCUUUGUUUCAGGCCAUGGUUAAAGACUACAUCCUUAAGGAUCACGGUAUCCGUCUGCUUGAGGCCCAGAUUGCCACAGGUGGGAUCAUCGACCCCAUAAAUAGCCAUCGUAUCCCAGUACAUGUUGCCUAUCAGCGGGGCUACUUCAACGUUGAGAUGAAUGAAAUCCUCAAUGAUCCAACAGAUGACACAAAGGGAUUCUUUGACCCAAACACCCAGGAGAAUCUGACCUACCUGCAACUCAUGGAGCGAUGUGUUGUUGAUCCAAAUACAGGCCUCUGUCUCUUGCCUCUGAAAGGGAAGGAUCACACAGUGAAAAUACACGAACAGACAAGACAGAGACUGAAGGCUAGUUCUGUACUUGUGAAGUAUGGAAGAUUCAAAGACAAACAGGUCACAAUUUGGGAACUUCUUAACUCUGAAUACUUGUCUGAAGAGAAAAGGCAGGAUCUGCUCAAACAGUUCACACGGAGCCAGAUAACAAUAGAAAGAAUGACCACAGUGAUUCUGGAAAUUAUCGAAACUGUAGAAGUGAAGAAUGAGUACACAUUUAGUGGACUGAGAAGCAAUAUCUGUAUGAAAGACUUGGAAGAACUGGGAAUAGUCACAGCAGGAACAUGUGCAUGGUUACAGAGCAGGUCCUGUGAUGAGAUAGCCAAUGAUACCAACGUUGCCAAAUAUUUGAGAGGGACAGGCUCAAUUGCAGGAUUAAUUCUGAAGCCAUCUGGACAGAAAGUGAGCAUCUAUGAUGCCAUGAAAAAAGGCAUUUUGAUGCCAGGAACAGCAUUGUGCCUUCUGGAAGCUCAAGCCGCCACAGGAUACAUUAUUGAUCCCAUGAAAAAUGAACACCUGACAGUGGAACAAGCAAUACAACAGAAUCUGAUUGGACCACAGGUGUAUGACAAACUCCUAUCAGCAGAGAGGGCUGUUACUGGGUAUGUGGAUCCCUGUAGUGGGAGUAAAAUUUCCCUUUUUCAAGCAAUGCAGAAAGAGUUGAUUGUGAAAGAGCAUGGCAUUCGUCUCCUUGAGGCUCAAAUAGCCACAGGUGGCAUAAUCGAUCCCCUACACUGUGUACAUAUACCACUUGAGGUGGCAUACAGAAAAGGUUAUUUUGAUGCUGACAUGAAUGAUAUCCUUACCGACCCCACUGAUGACACCAAAGGAUUUUUUGACCCUAACACAAAGAAAAACAUGACAUAUCUGGAGCUGAUGCAGCAAUGCAUAAAAGACCCAGAAACAGGGCUCCUUCUUUUGCCACUGCAGACUGAUGGAAAAAUUGAAGAGAAAAAAAUAAAAUCAGUGGAAAAAGUCAAAAUUGAGCUUGAGAGACACCUAGUUAGCAUCACUGUUGGUCAAUAUACAGGGAAAAUUGUUUCAGUGUGGGAGUUGCUUCACUCUGCAUACUUCCAAGACUGGGAAAGACAAGAGCUACUUGAAAAGUAUGGAUUGUCCGUGCUGACCAUUGAGCAGAUUGUUGAACGUGUCCAAUCAACGAUAACAAAAUGCGAACAGGGAAAAGGAACUGUGGAGAUGCUUACAGAUGCACAAACUGAGGACAUCUUGAAGCAGUAUCUCAUGCAACUCAGAUCUGGAAAAUUUGCAGGAAAGCAAGUGGCAGUGUGGGAGGUUCUGCACUCAGAGUACAUUUCUGCUGAAAAAAGGGAUCAAAUAAUCCUUGACUUCAAAGAAAGAAAAAUGACGAUUGAAGAAAUUGUCACGUUUGUGACUGCAAUUGUGGAAGAAGCAACAUCCAAGAGACACACGUUCAAAGGCUUAAGAAGACAAGUUUCUGCAAGUGAACUAUUUGAGUCAAAAAUUAUCUCAAAGGAAGUGUUAGGCAAGAUAAUUGAGGGCAAAAUCACAGAUAAAGACAUGACUGAAAUGGAUUCAGUGCAAAAGUACCUCACGGCAACCAACAGCAUUGCUGGAGUAAGAGUUGAGUCUAAAAAAACAACCAUGAGUAUCUAUGAGGCAAAAUCCAAAGGCCUGUUGACACCUGGGACGUCUCUUGUACUACUAGAGGCUCAGGCUGCCACUGGGUUUGUCAUUGAUCCAGUAAACAACAAGAAGUUGUCAGUGGAGGAAGCUGUGGCAGCAGGUGUGGUGGGGUCAGAGUGGAAAAGCAAACUACUUUCAGCAGAGAGGGCUGUCACUGGAUACACUGACCCUUACACUGAAAAAACAAUUUCCCUAUUUCAGGCUCUGAAGAAAGACCUGAUAGUGAAGGAUCAUGGCAUCCGGCUGUUGGAAGCCCAAAUUGCAACAGGGGGCAUCAUUGACCCCGUGUAUAGCCAUCGAGUACCAGUUGAAGUGGCGUACCAGAGAGGCUACUUUGAUGAGGAAAUGAACCAGAUCCUCUUGGAUCCAGACGAUGACACCAAGGGCUUCUUUGACCCAAAUACUCAGGACAACCUCACAUAUUUGCAACUUAUCGAACGAUGUGUGGUAGACCCAGAUACAGGACUACACUUGCUUCAGAUUGUAAAAAAAGGAGAAUUUUACUUCUUUAUUGACGAGUGCACUAAAACCCUGUUUAAGUCCACAAUGACAAAACGAGCAAAAGGUACAUUCAAAGGUAAGGAGGUCUCCCUAUGGGAACUUCUUUAUUCCAAGUACAUCACUGAGGAGAAACGACGAGAACUUGUUCAACAAUACAGAUCUGGAGACAUCACAAUUGACUACUUCAUGGAGCUAGUACUGACAAUCAUUCAAAAGACAGAAUCUUCUACCACAACAGUUGAACAAACACAAGCAAAAUCAACAUCACAAGUUAAAACAACCACAACAACAAUAGUUGAAACAACAUUCCAUGGAAUUAGAAAGGAUGUGACAGCUGAUGAGCUACUUGAGUCCAAGGUCAUUGACAAGAAAAUUCAUGAUGAUCUCCUCAAAGGCAAAGUCACAGUAGAUCAUGUGAGUGAAAUGGACUCUGUGCGAAGGUAUCUACAAGGCACCAACUGCAUUGCUGGGGUCUAUGUGCAAUCCACUAAACAAACACUUAGCAUCUAUGAAGCCAAAGCCAAAGGCCUUCUGACUCCAGGAACAUCUCUGGUCCUUCUUGAGGCGCAAGCUGCCACUGGGUUUGUCAUUGACCCAGUGAACAACAGGAAGUUGUCAGUGGAAGAAGCUGUGGAAGCACGAGUGGUCAGUCCUGAACUCAAGGGCAAACUUCUGUCAGCAGAGAGGGCUGUCACUGGAUACACUGACCCAUACACUGGCAAAACAAUUUCCCUUUUCCAAGCCCUGAAGAAAGAUCUCAUUGUAAAAGAUCAUGGUAUUCGACUGCUGGAAGCCCAAAUCGCUACAGGGGGCAUAAUCGAUCCAGUGUACAGCCACCGUGUGCCAGUUGAAGUGGCGUACCAGAGAGGCUACUUUGAUGAGGAAAUGAACCAGAUUCUCUUGGAUCCAGACGAUGACACCAAGGGUUUCUUCGAUCCAAAUACUCAAGAGAACCUCACCUAUCUGCAGCUGGUUGAGAGGUGUGUGAAGGAUCCUGACACAGGGCUUAGCCUGCUUGUUAUUGUGAAGAAAGGAGAAUUCUACUUCUUCGUCGAUGAAUCCACAAAGAUCAUUCUCAAGUCCACCACCACAACUAAAGCAGGAGGCAAGUACAGUGGCCAAACUGUUUCACUCUGGGAGCUCCUUUACUCUCAGUACAUAACUGAGGAGAAGCGGAGAGAUCUUGUUCAGCAGUACAAAUCUGGAACAAUCACCAUUGAGAAAUUCAUGGAAUCUGUGCUAUGCAUCAUUCAAAAGAAAACAUCCAGCAUCAAAAAAUCUGAAGUAACCAAAGAAAGCACCAAGUCCCAAAACACAAAGACGACAACCAUCACCACGACAACAAUUGAAGAAACAUUCCAUGGAAUCAGGAAGGAUGUGACAGCACAAGAGCUGCUGGAAUCCAAAGUCAUUGACCAGAACACUUACGACAACUUGAGUGCGGGAAAAGUGACAGUGGACCACGUCAGCCAAAUAGACUCUGUGCAGAAGUACCUGCAAGGGACCAACAGCAUUGCUGGCGUGUAUGUUCAAUCCACUAAACAAACACUGAGCAUCUAUGAAGCCAAAGCCAAAGGCCUUCUGACUCCAGGAACAUCUCUGGUCCUCCUUGAGGCUCAGGCUGCCACUGGGUUUGUCAUUGACCCAGUGAACAACAGGAAGUUGUCAGUGGAAGAAGCUGUGGCAGCAGGUGUGGUAGGAGCAGAAUGGAAAAGCAAACUACUGUCAGCAGAGAGGGGUGUCACUGGAUACACUGACCCAUACACUGGAAAUUUGAUUUCCCUCUUCCAAGCACUGAAGAAAGAUCUCAUUGUAAAAGACCAUGGCAUUCGACUGCUGGAAGCCCAAAUCGCUACAGGGGGCAUCAUCGAUCCAGUGUACAGCCAUCGAGUGCCAGUUGAGGUGGCGUACCAGAGAGGCUACUUUGAUGAGGAAAUGAACCAGAUUCUCUUGGAUCCAGACGAUGACACCAAGGGUUUCUUUGAUCCAAAUACUCAGGAGAAUCUCACCUAUCUGCAGUUGGUUGAGAGGUGUGUGAAGGAUCCUGACACAGGACUCAGCCUGCUAGUUAUUGUGAAGAAAGGAGAAUUCUACUUCUUCGUUGAUGAAUCCACAAAGACCAUUCUCAAGUCCACCACCACAACUAAAGCAGGAGGCAAGUACAGUGGCCAAACUGUGUCUCUCUGGGAGCUCCUUUACUCUCAGUACAUAACUGAGGAGAAACGGAGAGAUCUUGUUCAGCAGUACAAAUCUGGUACAAUCACCAUUGAGAAAUUCAUGGAAUCUGUGCUAUGCAUCAUUCAAAAGAAAACAUCCACCAUCACAAAAUCUGAAGUAACCAAAGAAAGCACCAAGUCCCAAAACACAAAGACGACAACCAUCACCACGACGACAAUUGAAAAAACAUUCCAUGGAAUCAGGAAGGAUGUAACAGCACAAGAGCUGCUGGAAUCCAAAGUCAUUGACCAGAACACUUACGACAACUUGAGUGCAGGAAAAGUGACAGUGGACCAUGUCAGCCAAAUAGACUCUGUGCAGAAGUACCUGCAAGGGACCAACAGCAUUGCUGGAGUUUAUGUUCAAUCCACUAAACAAACGCUGAGCAUCUAUGAAGCCAAAGCUAAAGCCCUUCUGACUCCAGGAACAUCUCUGGUCCUCCUUGAGGCUCAGGCUGCCACUGGGUUUGUCAUUGACCCAGUGAACAACAGGAAGUUGUCAGUGGAAGAAGCUGUGGCAGCAGGUGUGGUAGGAGCCGAAUGGAAAAGCAAACUUCUAUCAGCAGAGAGGGGUGUCACUGGAUACACUGACCCAUACACUGGAAAUUUGAUUUCCCUCUUCCAAGCCCUGAAGAAAGAUCUCAUUGUAAAAGACCAUGGCAUUCGACUGCUGGAAGCCCAAAUCGCUACAGGGGGCAUCAUCGAUCCAGUGUACAGCCAUCGAGUGCCAGUUGAGGUGGCGUACCAGAGAGGCUACUUUGAUGAGGAAAUGAACCAGAUUCUCUUGGAUCCAGACGAUGACACCAAGGGUUUCUUCGAUCCAAAUACUCAGGAGAAUCUCACCUAUCUGCAGCUGGUUGAGAGGUGUGUGAAGGAUCCUGACACAGGGCUUAGCCUGCUAGUUAUUGUGAAGAAAGGAGAAUUCUAUUUCUUCGUUGAUGAAUCCACAAAGACAAUCCUCAAGUCCACCACCACAACUAAAGCAGGAGGAAAAUACAGUGGCCAAACUGUUUCACUCUGGGAGCUCCUUUACUCUCAGUACAUAACUGAGGAGAAACGGAGAGAUCUUGUUCAGCAGUACAAAUCUGGUACAAUCACCAUUGAGAAAUUCAUGGAAUCUGUGCUAUGCAUCAUUCAAAAGAAAACAUCCACCAUCACAAAAUCUGAAGUAACCAAAGAAAGCACCAAGUCCCAAAACACAAAGACGACAACCAUCACCACGACGACAAUUGAAAAAACAUUCCAUGGAAUCAGGAAGGAUGUGACAGCACAAGAGCUGCUGGAAUCCAAAGUCAUUGACCAGCACACUUACGAAAACUUGAGUGCAGGAAAAGUGACAGUGGACCAUGUCAGCCAAAUAGACUCUGUGCAGAAGUACCUGCAAGGGACCAACAGCAUUGCUGGAGUUUAUGUUCAAUCCACUAAACAAACGCUGAGCAUCUAUGAAGCCAAAGCUAAAGGCCUUCUGACUCCAGGAACAUCUCUGGUCCUUCUUGAGGCUCAGGCUGCCACCGGGUUUGUCAUUGACCCAGUGAACAACAGGAAGUUGUCAGUGGAAGAAGCUGUGGCAGCAGGUGUGGUGGGAGCAGAAUGGAAAAGCAAACUUCUAUCAGCAGAGAGGGGUGUCACUGGAUACACUGACCCAUACACUGGAAAUUUGAUUUCCCUCUUCCAAGCCCUGAAGAAAGAUCUCAUUGUAAAAGACCAUGGCAUUCGACUGCUGGAAGCCCAAAUCGCCACUGGCGGAAUCAUUGAUCCGGUGUACAGCCAUCGAGUGCCAGUGGAAGUGGCAUACCAGAGAGGCUACUUUGAUGAGGAAAUGAACCAGAUUCUCUUGGAUCCAGACGAUGACACCAAGGGUUUCUUCGAUCCAAAUACUCAGGAGAAUCUCACCUAUCUGCAGCUGGUUGAGAGGUGUGUGAAGGAUCCUGACACAGGACUUAGCCUGCUAGUUAUUGUGAAGAAAGGAGAAUUCUACUUCUUCGUUGAUGAAUCCACAAAGAUCAUUCUCAAGUCCACCACCACAUCUAAAGCAGGAGGCAAGUACAGUGGACAGACUGUGUCUCUCUGGGAGCUCCUUUACUCUCAGUACAUAACUGAGGAGAAACGGAGAGAUCUUGUUCAGCAGUACAAAUCUGGAACAAUCACCAUUGAGAAAUUCAUGGAAUCUGUGCUAUGCAUCAUUCAAAAGAAAACAUCCACCAUCACCAAAUCUGAAGUAACCAAAGAAAGCACCAACUCCGAAAACACAAAGACGACAACCAUCACCACAACAACAAUUGAAAAAACAUUCCAUGGAAUCAGGAAGGAUGUGACAGCACAAGAGCUGCUGGAAUCCAAAGUCAUUGACCAGAAUACUUACGACAACUUGAGUGCAGGAAAAGUGACAGUGGACCACGUCAGCCAAAUAGACUCUGUGAGCAGGUACCUUCAUGGCACUAACAGCAUUGCUGGAGUUUAUGUUCAAUCCACUAAACAAACGCUGAGCAUCUAUGAAGCCAAAGCUAAAGGCCUUCUCACUCCAGGAACAUCUCUGGUCCUCCUUGAGGCCCAGGCUGCCACUGGGUUUGUCAUUGACCCAGUGAACAACAGGAAGUUGUCAGUGGAAGAAGGUGUGGCAGCAGGCGUGGUAGGAGCAGAAUGGAAAAGCAAACUUCUAUCAGCAGAGAGGGGUGUCACUGGAUACACUGACCCAUACACUGGGAAUUUGAUUUCUCUCUUCCAAGCCCUGAAGAAAGAUCUCAUUGUAAAAGACCAUGGCAUUCGACUGCUGGAAGCCCAAAUUGCUACUGGAGGAAUCAUCGAUCCAGUGUACAGCCAUCGAGUGCCAGUUGAGGUGGCGUACCAGAGAGGCUACUUUGAUGAGGAAAUGAACCAGAUUCUCUUGGAUCCAGACGAUGACACCAAGGGCUUCUUCGAUCCAAACACUCAGGAGAAUCUCACCUAUCUGCAGUUGGUUGAGAGGUGUGUGAAGGAUCCUGACACAGGACUCAGCCUUCUAGUUAUUGUGAAGAAAGGAGAAUUCUACUUCUUCGUUGAUGAAUCCACAAAGACCAUUCUCAAGUCCACCACCACAACUAAAGCAGGAGGCAAGUACAGUGGACAGACUGUGUCUCUCUGGGAGCUUCUUUACUCUCAGUACAUAACUGAGGAGAAACGGAGAGAUCUUGUUCAGCAGUACAAAUCUGGAACAAUCACCAUAGAGAAAUUCAUGGAAUCUAUGCUAUGCAUCAUUCAAAAGAAAACAUCCACCACCACAAAGUCUGAAGUAAUCAAAGAAAGCACCAAGUCCCUAAACACAAAGACAACAACUAUCACCAUGACGACAACUGAAACAACAUUCCAUGGAAUUAGGAAGGACGUGACCGCUCAAGAGCUGCUCGAGUCCAAAGUCAUUGACCAGAACACUUAUGAUGACCUCAGUGCUGGAAAAGUGACAGUGGAUCAUGUCAGUCAAAUAGAUUCUGUGAGCAGGUACCUUCAUGGCACCAACAGCAUUGCAGGAGUUUAUGUUCAAUCCACUAAACAAACACUGAGCAUCUAUGAAGCCAAAGCCAAAGGCCUUCUGACUCCAGGAACAUCUCUGGUCCUCCUUGAGGCGCAAGCUGCCACUGGGUUUGUCAUUGACCCAGUGAACAACAGGAAGUUGUCAGUGGAAGAAGCUGUGGCGGCAGGUGUGGUGGGGGCAGAAUGGAAAAGCAAACUUCUGUCAGCAGAGAGGGGUGUCACUGGAUACACUGACCCAUACACUGGAAAUUUGAUUUCCCUCUUCCAAGCACUGAAGAAAGAUCUCAUUGUAAAAGACCAUGGCAUUCGACUACUGGAGGCCCAAAUUGCAACAGGGGGCAUAAUUGACCCUGUGUACAGCCAUCGAGUGCCAGUUGAAGUGGCAUACCAGAGAGGCUACUUUGAUGAGGAAAUAAACCAGAUUCUCUUGGAUCCAGACGAUGACACUAAGGGCUUCUUUGAUCCAAAUACUCAGGAGAAUCUCACCUAUCUGCAGUUGGUUGAGAGGUGUGUGAAGGAUCCUGACACAGGACUCAGCCUGCUAGUUAUUGUGAAGAAAGGAGAAUUCUACUUCUUCGUUGAUGAAUCCACAAAGACCAUUCUCAAGUCCACCACCACAACUAAAGCAGGAGGCAAGUACAGUGGACAGACUGUGUCUCUCUGGGAGCUUCUUUACUCUCAGUACAUAACUGAGGAGAAACGGAGAGAUCUUGUUCAGCAGUACAAAUCGGGAACAAUCACAAUUGAAAUCUUCUUGGAAUAUGUACUGACCAUCAUUCAAAAGAAAACAUCCACCAGCACAACAACCAUCAUCACGACAACAACUGAAACAACAUUCCAUGGAAUUAGGAAGGACGUGACUGCUCAAGAGCUGCUCGAGUCCAAAGUCAUUGACCAGAACACUUAUGAUGACCUCAGUGCUGGAAAAGUGACAGUGGAUCAUGUCAGUCAAAUAGACUCUGUGAGCAGGUACCUUCAUGGCACCAACAGCAUUGCAGGAGUUUAUGUUCAAUCCACUAAACAAACAAUGAGCAUCUAUGAAGCCAAAGCUAAAGGCCUUCUGACUCCAGGAACAUCUCUGGUCCUCCUUGAGGCGCAAGCUGCCACUGGGUUUGUCAUUGACCCAGUGAACAACAGGAAGUUGUCAGUGGAAGAAGCUGUGGCGGCAGGUGUGGUAGGAGCAGAAUGGAAAAGCAAACUUCUAUCAGCAGAGAGGGGUGUCACUGGAUACACUGACCCAUACACUGGAAAUUUGAUUUCCCUCUUCCAAGCCCUGAAGAAAGAUCUCAUUGUAAAAGACCAUGGCAUUCGACUACUAGAGGCCCAAAUUGCAACAGGGGGCAUCAUUGACCCAGUGUACAGCCAUCGAGUGCCAGUUGAAGUGGCGUACCAGAGAGGCUACUUUGAUGAGGAAAUGAACCAGAUUCUCUUGGAUCCAGACGAUGACACCAAGGGUUUCUUUGAUCCAAAUACUCAGGAGAAUCUCACCUAUCUGCAGCUGGUUGACAGAUGUGUGAAGGAUGCUACGACAGGUCUGAGCUUAUUAAGUCUCAAUAAGUAACUGUUUCAUAGAAAUGAUUCAUCACAUUCUUUUUUUUUAAACUGUAGUUAUAACUACAGUCUCAAAAGAUGUCAAUGCCCUGUACAUGUAAUAAUUUUUCCUCUUGGCUUUUAGCCUAAGCUUUUUCUAUACGUAGGAGGCCCUGUCAUAGAUGAGAAAAUACUUUUUUAAUGUCUGUGUAAGAUGUUGAUGGUAAGAAGGUAAUGGUAAACCAUAACAAAGUAAAAAAAAAUAGAUGUGCAAACAAAUAAAGUGUUUGUUUAACAUUUCUUCUCUUUUUCAAUGCUGUUUCUAAUAAACUGCCAAUGUAUCAGCAUAAGUAACAGUGCAACUCAAGAAGUUUGAAAUAUAUUGAUCUAGACUGAUUGUUUACAAGUUUUCCAUGUCAAUGUGUUUAUGUCUAUUUCAUAAAACUCAGAAUGAAAGGCUGUUGACUUAAUGAUAUAAAAUAAAUGUAUGAAGAAAUGA